UUCAUAUCAUUUUACUGUUUACAGCUAGAGAUUAAACUGGAGAAAGAAGCGUCGGGGAAACGCGAAAUGAUUUUUGCUCACGAUAUCUGCGAUCUGUGUAAGGAGCUUGUUGAUCGGGACAGUAACUAUUACAAAUAUUUCAAACACAUCGACUUUCCAGCGACGCCAGGUGGGGGAGGAAAGUCCUCGAAUGGAGGCGGUGACUAUCCGAUUCACGAUUUCGUCUUAGAUGCUGAUGAGAUACCACUGAAUAGCUACAACGUGGGAUUAUAUGUGGCAACCAUGAAUAUCUAUGAAAACCCAACGGGCGACUGCAAAGCCAACAAGGAGUUCUUAUGCUCUUUACAUUUAGGGCUGUCAGUUGAAAUGGAAUGA
Molecule: messenger RNA, 375 nt
Organism: Bombyx mori (domestic silkworm)
Lineage: Eukaryota; Metazoa; Arthropoda; Insecta; Lepidoptera; Bombycidae
Exons: 2
Source: RefSeq, a predicted model, not a curated record